Drosophila mojavensis is the source of this 700-nucleotide messenger RNA. RefSeq lists its product as uncharacterized. Lineage: Eukaryota; Metazoa; Arthropoda; Insecta; Diptera; Drosophilidae. The coding region runs from base 134 to 619 and encodes 161 amino acids. The record is from RefSeq and is a predicted model, not a curated record. The transcript is spliced from 3 exons.
GUUGAUAUUAAAUCAGCAAGUAGGAGCUGAGAAAUAUUUGUGUGUUCAAAUGUGUUCACAAUUCAAAUCAAUUUUUGAGCAAACGAACCAACUUAUAUACAUAUAAUACAAUACCAAUUUACAAUUAACCAAAAUGUCGGUGAUUAUUAACUGUUCUGCCUACAUGGCGCUAGUUUAUGAGGUCACCGCGGCAUUCCUUGUUAUGGUUCAGAUGAUCAAAUUCGCAAAAAUCAUGAAGUUUGAUAUGUUGGAUGUUACGAUUAUACUUCAGUCCAUGUGUAAACUCAUUACCUUUGGGUUUCUCGCCGUUGGUGUCAUUGGCCGUUACAGGUUCGCGAUUCGGUUGUGGUUGGUCGUAGCCUAUUUGCAAAUCAAAUGGCAAAGUGUUAUAGACGUUAGCAUCCUUAUAUACGAAUACUAUUUCAGUGAGCACAACAAGAGCAAGCAGGAGUUUUUUACGGAGCUGUCCGAUGUGUAUGGGCCCAUCAUUGGUCAAGUGCUGACUCGUAUUGGAAUUAUAUUGAUCGUUUACAGAUUCUUCAAGUCUCUAGAACCAAAGAAAACUAGGCUGUACGGCGUGCAGCCGGAGCAAAAAGCAGAUGAGCUGAAAUCGAAGUAACUACGCAGAACAAAUGCUUUUAUUGUUCGGAAAUCUUUGUUAAAUUAAAAUAAUAAAAAUUGUGAGAAGCGCGGCAAAGGA